CCGGGGCUGGCCAUCGGCGCGCUGCUGCACGUCAACGACAUCCUGAGCGCGGACUUGCUGCCCGGGACGCUGUUCCUGCAGGAGGGACCCACCAACCAGACAGAUGCCAUGGCGCUUGCCGCCGCGGCGCCCCUCGCCAACCAGGACCUCAAGACCUACGGGGGCAACUGGAGCGACGCGUUCGUGACAAUGAACUUCCACAGACGCAUGAUGAACGAGUACCUCUGCCGCGGCUUCGUGGCGGAGCAGAUCCUGGGCGACAUGACGGGGGUGGGCCUCGCGUCCGACCUAACCGACACGGACGUGGAGGCGAGCCCGGACCCGGCCAACGCCGCGGCGCUCACCGUGACGGGGUUUGCCAUGACGCACGCCGCGGUCCCGCCGGCCCCCGCGCUCGGCGCCAGCACCUUCAACGUGCCGGGGCAGCACGUCGCCCUGCCCGGCCUGCCCCAAGGCCUACCCUCGCUGGGGAUGCACUCGCACGGCCUCAACCUGGCCUCUUCCAUCAACAGCUUUGCUGCGCCCGUCUCGUCCGUGCACGCACUCGGCGUCGGAGAGGACAGGAACCCGUUCGAGUACGGCGGCGGCGAGUACCUGGACGAGCAUCACGAACACCACGAGCACCACGAACACCACGAGCCCGAGUACGAGCACCACGAGCACCUGGAGAAAGGCCACCACAGCAAGAUGCUGUCUCUCAAGGAUCUCUUCGACCUGGUGCUCACCGCCAUCGCAUUCCUGGCCUUCGGGGCCUUCGCAGUCCAGCUCAUCAUGUACCUCAUAAUAUUACCGCAAAACAACAACAACAUGAUGAUGAUGGAGGUGCCUGCCACACCUGGUGGCGGAGAUGGCGACGGCGGAGACAACGGUGCAGGGGAGGGCGAAGGCGGGCGCCGGCGACGUCGGAGAGCGGCGCGCGGGCCGGGGGCCGCGACGCCUCUACUGCCGGCUGUGUCCCCCGAGAUGCUGAACCGCGCCGCGCAGAGGGUGCUCGCCUCCAUCGACGCCGCCAUGCUCGUCUACCGGGCACCGCGACGGCGAGCUGCAGGUCGCUCGCUCGGGCCGGACGCUUGGGCCGACAAGGCGCCGGACAACAGGGACUGCCUGCACCGGGCGCUCUGCAAGCACAACCGCUUCUCCAGGACCAUCGAGGGCCCCUUUCGUCUGUGGAUGCCGAUCUGGAGUGUGGGGAUGAGUUGGGUGGCUGGCCGCCUUUCCCCCGGGACCGCCGCGCCGGCCGUGGCCACCCUGGACAACCUGAGGGCCUCGUUGUUAAGUGCUCAUUUGUGA
This is a messenger RNA of Thrips palmi, 1290 nucleotides long. RefSeq lists its product as uncharacterized. Bases 109 to 1290 code for a protein of 393 amino acids. The record is from RefSeq and is a predicted model, not a curated record. Lineage: Eukaryota; Metazoa; Arthropoda; Insecta; Thysanoptera; Thripidae. The transcript is spliced from 8 exons.